AUGAAAAAAUAUUCUCUUAUUUAUUUCUUAUUCUUCUAUUUAAUAAAAUAUUCAUCGACAACUCUUGUUGAUUCAAUAGUAACAUUAUCAUGGUCACCGGAUGGAUCACUACCAGUAACAGAUCGUUUUUUAACUAGUAACACACAAAUUCAAGUAAAAAUUGUUUGUCGUGAACCAUCAAUAAAUACAAAUAAAACUCAAGAUAAAAUAAAAAGAAGUUUAAAUAAAGAAUAUGAAAAAGUUAAAGUUAAAAUAAGUGGUCGAAUUGGUCGUAUUGUUGGAUGUUUACCAUUACAAUCGGAUACAUUUAUGACAACAAACCAAUUAACAUCAAAAGAUAAUAAAGAUACACAAAAUUUAUUACAAAAAAUUUAUGAUGAUUUAUGGAAACAAAUGGAACAAAGAACAUUUACAAUGCAAACAAUUAAUUGUGAUACACCAGUAGAAUUAGAUAUUGAUGAAUAUACAAAUAUAACAGGACCUGAAAUUUCACCAGAAAAAGCUGCACAAACAAGGAAACAAUUUUUAAAAGAAGGACGUGAACAAAUGAAUACAAAUCAACAAAAUAAUUUUCGUCGUCGUCGUCGUCGUGCUGCUGAUGAAACAACAAUGAAAUCAAAUGAUAAAAAGACACCAUUAGCAUCUGCUAUAAGUAAACAAUUAGAAAAAAGAUUACAAACAUGGACUGAUGGUUAUUAUUUUAUUGAAAUUUUUCGACCAGUGUUUACUGAUUCAAAUAGUCUUGAACUUGAUGUUGAUCUUACUCUAUCAAUGAAAAAUCGUCAUGGUGGUUAUAUAACAGCUGAUGAAUAUCCAGCAUUAGUUUUUUAUGGUGUUAUGUGUGGUAUCUAUGCAUUAUUUGCUCUAUUAUGGUUUAUUUGGUGUGCAUUCUAUUGGCGUGAAUUACUUAAAAUACAAUUUUGGAUUGGUGGUGUUAUUCUUAUUGGUAUGAUUGAAAAAUCAGCAUUUUUAGCUGAAUAUGAUACUGUUAAUCGACAUGGAUAUAAAGUUCAUGUUGCUAUUGUUACAGCUGAAGUACUUUCAUGUUUAAAACGUACUGUAUCACGUAUGCUUGUUAUUAUUGUUGCACUUGGUUAUGGUAUAGUUAAGCCACGUUUAGGACCUUUAAAACAAAAAGUAAUUGCUAUGGGUAUACUUUAUUUUGCAAUUGCUACAACAGAAGCAAUACUUCGUUUAAAUACAAAAAAUGAUGAAACAAAUAAUAAAGUAUUAAUAUCACGUAUACCAUUAGCUGUUGUUGAUGCAACUAUUUAUUAUUGGAUAUUUACGGGUUUAGUUGCAACAACACGAACAUUACGUUUAAGAAAAAAUAUUGUUAAAUUAAAUGUUUAUAGACAUUUUACAAAUACAUUAAUAUUUGCUAUUGGAGCAAGUUUAUUAUUUAUGAUUUGGUCAUUAAAAUCACAUGUUUUUACAGCAUGUAUUACAAAUUGGAGAGAAUUUUGGGUUGAUGAUGCAUUUUGGCAUAUACUUUUUUCAUUAGUUCUUCUUGUCAUUAUGUUUUUAUUUCGACCAUCAAAUAAUAAUCAACGUUAUGCUUUUGUUCCUUUACUUGAUCAAUCGGAUAAUGACAAUGAUGAGUUUGAUGAUGAUGAUGAUGAAAGGGGUGAAUCGGCUGUAUUUGAUUCUGUAACAAUGCGUAAAGCAACAAAUAUUGAAAAUGGUGCAGCACCGAAGAGUAAAAAACAACAACAAGCAUCUUUAAAUCGUGAAGCAAAUGUAUCCGGUAGUGGAGCUGGAGGCUCAAAUGAUAAUGAUGUUGUUGAAGAUGCUUUAACAUGGGUUGAAAAUAAUAUUCCAACAUCACUUGCUGAUCAAGCAUUACAAGCAUUGGAUAGUGAAGAUGAAAUUGUUAAUACUAAAUUAGAACGAUCGAAAAUGCAGUAA
Molecule: messenger RNA, 1908 nt
Organism: Rotaria sp. Silwood2
Lineage: Eukaryota; Metazoa; Rotifera; Eurotatoria; Philodinida; Philodinidae
Source: the annotation of a GenBank genome assembly